AAAAAACAGUCGAAGCCCGAGCCCAUUCAAAUACCAGCCACAGUUUCUCUUGAUCCACAAAAAAAAGAAAAAAAAAAAUUGGAGGGAGAACUGAGAAGAGGGAAACCAAAAAACCGGUGAUGAGGGCUUUUGCUUUGCUUCACUCCGCUCAUCUCAUGCAUUAGCUAUUUCCCUCACACCUGUAAGAAUCGGAAAACUCUCUCAUCUUCAAAAUUCAUGCAUUUAGGUCAACGGUUGAUUGGUUGGAGUUUUUUGUUUUGUUUUGAAAAAGUUCAAGAAUUUUAUUGCUUUGACCUUGGCUAGUAACUGAUUUUUCAAUUUGGGGUAACGAAGUUGUGGCUUCAGUUUAAUGCUAGUAGAAUAGAAAGAUGGAAGAAAAUCACGAGGAUGUAGAAGAUGUUGAAAGUUCAUCUAGUGAUUCUUUUAUUGAUGACUCUGAAGAUGACGAUGGACCCUCUACGUCUGGAAGAAAUGAUGAUGAAUUUCAUCCUGAGGAACCAUUAGCCGAGGAAGAAAUAGAGGAUCUUCUUGCUGAGUUUUUGGAGGUUGAGAGUAAGGCUGCAGAGGCUCAAGAAACACUCGAGAAGGAGUCUCUUGCCAAAGUAGAGAGUGAAGUUAGGGAUGAAUUAGCACAAGCUCUUCAUGGUGAUGAUUUGGAAACGGCUGUUGCAAAUGAAAUGGCUACUUUUAUAGAAGAGUGGGAAGCUGUGCUAGACGAGCUUGAGACAGAGAGUUCACAUUUGUUGGAACAACUUGAUGGGGCUGGCAUUGAACUACCAAGCAUUUAUAAGUGGAUUGAAAGUCAGGCUCCUAACAAUUGCAGCACCGAGGCUUGGAGAAGACGGAUACAUUGGACAGGAUCUCAGGCGACUGGUGAUUUCACUGAGUCAAAAGCUCACGCUGAGGAGUUCUUGCAAACCCACAGACCUGUAAGAAGACGACAUGGCAAACUAUUGGAGGAGGGUGCUAGUGGGUUUUUGCAAAAGAAACUAGCUGCAGAUGGAAGUAAGGAGACUGUAGCAGAAAAUUCAGAAGUCGAUUGGUGUUCUCUGAACAAAUUAUUUUCAGAUGGUGCCUCCGAAAAUUCAGGAACUUGUGGUUCAUUUGGCAGUAAGCAUUGGGCUUCUGUUUACUUGGCCAGUACGCCGCAGCAGGCUGCAGAAAUGGGUCUUAAAUUUCCUGGUGUCGACGAGGUGGAGGAAAUUGAUGACAUUGAUGGCAGUUCAAUUGACCCAUUUGUUGCUGCUGCUGUUGCAAAUGAAAAAGAUCUUUCUCUUUCUGAAGAGCAAAAGAAAAAUUAUAGGAAGGUUAAAGAAGAGGAUGAUGCAGAUAUUGAUCGGAAGCUUCAAAAUCAUUUGAAACGGAGGAGAUAUCGGAAGAGAUCUAAACAGAAAACUUCAGAAGAUGGAGAAACUCUGCAUAACAAUGAGAGUGGAAUUGCAUGUCAGAGUUUGAAGACUGAUUUUCCAGAAGGUUUUGAAACUUCAGAUGGUGACAAGGGAUGCUCAACAAGUAAUGGCACUUCUGCAGUACCUUCUGAGUCUGUUUUACCUGAUUCUACUGAAUGUAGAGGGUCCAAGCGUCUUAUUGAGACUGAGGAACUGGAUAUUGAGAAUAAGAGAAGUCGAACUGUUGUAUUAGACAGUGAUGAUGAAAUUCAGGUGAAGGGUUCAGUUUUCAGUGCAGCUGAGGUAGAGGAUCAAUCUGAUUUAAAGGAUACUGCUGGUGAAUCUGCUGCUGAUGCUUCUUCCCAGAAUCUGAAUGAAAAGUUCCACUGCACAGCUUGUAAUGAGAUUGCUGUUGAGGUGCAUCCACAUCCACUUCUGAAGGUGAUUAUUUGUGCUGAUUGCAGAUCCAUAAUGGAAGAAAAGAUGAAAUCAAAGGUUUUUGAUUGCACUGAAUGUUAUUGUGGAUGGUGUGGAAGAAACAUUGACUUGGUCAAUUGUAAAUCAUGCAAGAAUUUAUUCUGCAUGACUUGUAUAAAAAGAAAUAUUAGUGCUGAAUGCCUGUCUGAGGUCCAGAUGUCCAGUUGGCAAUGUUGCUGUUGUCGUCCAGGUCUUCUUCAGAAGUUGACAUUGGAAUUAGACAGAGCAUUGGGCAGUGGAAAAACUAUUGUUUCUAGCUCUGAAAGUGAAUCCGAUAAUUCUGAUGCAGAUCAUUUAAAUGUUUCUGUCAGUACUAAGAGGAAGCGGAAAAAGAAAAUUCGGAGGAUCCUUGAUGAUGCUGAAUUGGGAGAAGAGACCAAAAGAAAAAUUGCAAUUGAAAAGGAACGCCAAGAGCGUUUGAAGUCUUUCCAUGUACAGUUUUCUGCCAAAUCUAAUGUUAUGAGCUCAGUAGGAUAUAAUGGGAAUUUGUCGGAAGAUGCUAGCACUGGAGUGCUCGGUGAUGCAUCAACAGGUUAUAUUGUGAAUGUUGUGAGGGAGAAAGGUGAAGAAGCAGUCAGAGUUCCCCCAAGCAUUUCUGGGAAAUUGAAAGUUCAUCAGAUCACCGGGAUCAGAUUUUUGUGGGAAAAUAUCAUACAGUCAGUCACAAAAGUGAAGUCAGGUGAUAAAGGCCUUGGUUGCAUUCUUGCUCAUACGAUGGGCCUUGGUAAAACUCUUCAGGUUAUAGCUUUUUUGUACACAGCAAUGAGAAGUGUUGAUUUGGGAUUAAGAACUGCACUUAUUGUUGUGCCUGUUAAUGUCUUGCAUAAUUGGCGGCAAGAGUUCUUGAAGUGGAGGCCUUCUGAAGUGAAGCCAUUGCGUGUCUUCAUGCUAGAAGAUGUAUCAAGGGAGAGAAGAGGAGAAUUGCUUGCUAAGUGGAGAGCCAAAGGUGGUGUCUUCUUGAUUGGCUACUCUGCUUUUCGGAACUUAUCAUUUGGAAAGAAUGUGAAGGACCGGAACAUGGCUAGGGAAAUUUGUUAUGCCUUGCAGGAUGGACCUGACAUACUCGUUUGUGAUGAGGCCCAUGUGAUAAAAAAUACUAAAGCUGAUGUAACCCAAGCUUUGAAACAAGUAAAAUGUCAACGGAGGAUAGCAUUAACCGGAUCACCUCUACAGAACAAUCUCAUGGAAUAUUAUUGUAUGGUUGAUUUUGUAAGAGAGGGUUUUCUUGGAAGCAGUCACGAGUUUCGGAACCGCUUCCAAAAUCCUAUAGAAAAUGGUCAACAUACUAAUUCAACUCUGGAUGACGUGAAAAUCAUGAAUCAGAGGUCUCAUAUCCUCUAUCAACAGUUAAAAGGCUUUGUGCAAAGAAUGGAUAUGAAUGUGGCUGCAAAGGACUUACCACCUAAAACUGUUUUUGUGAUAGCUGUCAAGCUUUCUCCCUUGCAGAGGCAAUUAUACAAGAGAUUCCUGGAUGUGCAUGGAUUUGCCAGUGACAAGGUCUCUACUGAAAAGAUUAGGAAGAGGAGUUUUUUUGCAGGGUACCAGGCCUUAGCACAGAUAUGGAACCACCCUGGAAUCUUGCAAUUGAAAAAGGAUGACAAAGAUUCAGUUAAACGUGAAGAUGCAGUUGAUAAUUUUCUUGCAGAUGAGAGCUCUAGUGAUGAAAACAUCGACUAUAAUAUGGUUUUUGAAGAAAAGCAGAAGAAUUCAAAUGUAGUUCCACCUGGAAAAAAUGACGAUGGCUUUUUCGUAAAGGAUUGGUGGAAAGAUUUUCUUCAUGAAACCAGUUAUAAAGAGCUUAAUUACAGUGGAAAAAUGGUAAUUUUACUUGACAUUAUAUCCAUGUGUUCUGAUGUGGGUGACAAGGCAUUGGUUUUUAGCCAGAGCAUACCAACACUUGACUUGAUAGAACGUUAUCUGUCAAAACUACCUCGACAAGGGAAGAAAGGGAAAUUUUGGAAGAAGGGAAAAGACUGGUAUAGGCUAGAUGGAAGAACAGAGAGCUCAGACAGGCAGAAGCUGGUUGAGAGUUUUAAUGAUCCCUCAAAUAAGCGGGUGAAAUGCACUCUGAUUUCAACCAGAGCAGGAUCUUUAGGGAUUAAUCUUCAUGCCGCUAACCGUGUAAUCAUAGUCGAUGGUUCUUGGAAUCCAACAUAUGACCUUCAGGCCAUAUAUCGAGCUUGGAGGUAUGGCCAAACAAAGCCAGUGUUUGCUUACAGAUUGAUGGCACAUGGAACUAUGGAGGAAAAAAUUUAUAAGCGUCAGGUUACAAAGGAGGGUCUGGCUGCAAGGGUGGUAGAUAGACAACAAGUGCAUAGGACAAUUUCCAAGGAGGAGAUGUUACAUCUUUUUGAUUUUGGAGAUGAUGACAAUCUUGACAACUUGACUAAUCUUGAUCAAGAGAAUGGGCAUGUAAAUAAAGAUACUACGGGUGCACAGGCUGCCAAGUUUCCCAAACCGAAAGUGCCUGCUUCUCAUGGAAAUUGCUCUUCUGACAAGCUAAUGGAAAGACUACUUGGCAAGCAUAGUCCACGCUGGAUCGCCAAUUACCAUGAACAUGAAACCCUUUUACAAGAGAAUGAGGAUGAGAGGCUGUCAAAGGAAGAGCAAGACAUGGCUUGGGAAGUAUUCCAGAGAACAUUAGAAUGGGAGGAAGUACAACGAGUUCCUCCCAAUGAGAAUACAGCAGCAGAUCAAAAGCCAGACGCACCAAAUAAUGCUCAGGAUGAACGUGAACCUGAUACGAGCAGCAACCUCACACAAUCAAACAUGAGAAAGCGUAGUGUGCCGCGGAAAUGCACUAAACUUGCUCAUUUGCUGACACUUAGAAGUCAGGGAACCAAAGUUGGUUGCAGUACUGUUUGUGGGGAGUGUGCCCAGGAGAUUAGUUGGGAGAUUUUGAAUCGUGAUUCUAAACCAGCAAAGUGAAGAAAAUGUCAUUGUGUUCUACCAAGGUAUAUAUGGCUACUGCUACCUUGAGUUCAAUGUCCUUUUGAACAUAGUUGUUCAUUAAGUUAUACAUUCUUUUUCCUCAAUUCUUUUUUUUUUUUUUGGUCUGAGGAGGAAGAUUAAAAAAGCUUUUCUUUUGGAAAAAAAAGGGUUGGGUGGUCAGUCUUACAGGACAGAUGGUUUUUGUAAUUGAUGGAUAUUUAUGAUUAUGAAAAUGAUAAGCAGAGCAAGAUAGCCUCUGCCCCUCCCUGUUGUAUAUAAAUUUUCACCUAUUAUAGACAAGAGCUUUUAACAUGUUACCAUUAAUCAAAUUUUAGUUGCGCAAUUGAUGACA
This is a messenger RNA of Humulus lupulus (European hop), 5148 nucleotides long. RefSeq names its product protein CHROMATIN REMODELING 20. The record is from RefSeq and is a predicted model, not a curated record. Bases 369 to 4793 code for a protein of 1474 amino acids. The transcript has 27 exons. Gene Ontology annotation, molecular function: ATP-dependent chromatin remodeler activity; ATP binding; ATP hydrolysis activity. NCBI's taxonomy places the organism in Eukaryota, Viridiplantae, Streptophyta, Magnoliopsida, Rosales, Cannabaceae. Gene Ontology annotation, cellular component: nucleus.